Messenger RNA from Labeo rohita (rohu), 641 nucleotides. RefSeq names its product ribonuclease-like 3. Gene Ontology annotation, molecular function: RNA nuclease activity; nucleic acid binding. Lineage: Eukaryota; Metazoa; Chordata; Actinopteri; Cypriniformes; Cyprinidae. The coding region runs from base 161 to 586 and encodes 141 amino acids. The record is from RefSeq and is a predicted model, not a curated record. The transcript has 2 exons. Gene Ontology annotation, biological process: defense response to Gram-negative bacterium; defense response to Gram-positive bacterium; angiogenesis.
UUUUCAAUAAAUACUCCAGUGGUACUGACGGACAACACUGUAAAGUCUAAACUUGCUUUCAUCAGGGUUUUCUAAGUAUCAGUCAUUUCCGUGCUGCUGAAUAGUCUAACAGCUUUCAGACAAAAGAACAAAAUAUUCAUUUAUCCAGAACAACAAGGUGAUGGAGAUUCAUCAGUCUACUGUGAUUCUGCUGCUGCUCUUGAGUGUGUCAUCCUUCACUCAUGGUCAACCAGCAGAUAUAAUGCGUCGUUAUCAAAAAUUCCUCAAUCAGCAUCAUGGUCCUUUUGUGAAUAGGGAGAUGUGUACCAGUGAAAUCAGAAACAGAAACAUCGUCUCUGAAACUGGUGACUGCAAACCUGUCAACACCUUCAUACAAGCAGAAGAUCAUCAAAUUACAGCAGUUUGUGCCAGAAAUAAUCGACUGAACUCUAACCUGUAUAAAAGCAGCACGCCAUUUAAUGUGGUCACGUGUAGAUUAAAAAGUGGGCAGUGGCCAAACUGUGAAUAUUAUAGAGGAUCGUUAUACACGCGUUACAUUGUGUUAGCUUGUGAACGCGGCUUGCCUAUACAUUAUCAAGUCAUGUAAGUAAAGUACAGAUGACAGGUUGAAUAGAGCCUCUUUACAAUACUUAAAUGCUAAU